Molecule: messenger RNA, 1497 nt
Organism: Eucalyptus grandis
Lineage: Eukaryota; Viridiplantae; Streptophyta; Magnoliopsida; Myrtales; Myrtaceae
Product: reticulon-like protein B1
Exons: 5
Coding region: 324-1112 (262 amino acids)
Source: RefSeq, a predicted model, not a curated record
AUCCUGAAUCUCGAGGUCCGGCGGGUCGGGCCGAACGGACGCCCCGGAUCGAAAGCGGGAACCGAUCCGACGCCCGAGAUUGAACCGGUCGUCCUGCCAAAAGGCGCAAACCCCUCACUCCUCCCCUGCCUCCCGUUUUAAAAGCGAAGCGAUUGUGCAAAGAAGCGAACGCCUGUAACGAAGAAGGAGAUCCGAAAAUCGCCACCGGCGAGGAGGAAAGUUCGCAUUUUGAGAUUCGCCCUCGAGCCGCACGCGUCGCUUCUGGUUCCUAGGGUUUUUGGGUAGCGGAAAGUCUUGUUUUUUCGGGAGCAUUUCCGGCGUCCAUGGCGGAUCACGAGGAGCAGCCGCACAAGGCCGAGUCCCUCCUGGAGAAGUUUGCGGAGAAGAUCCACGGCCACCACCACGAUGGCUCGUCGUCGUCCUCCGAUUCCGACGACGAAAGGAAGAAGCCGUCGGCGCCGCCGCCGCCGAAGGAGGAGGAGAAGCCCAAGAUUUUCCGCCUGUUCGGUCGGGAGCGGCCCGUGCACAAGGUGCUCGGCGGUGGAAAGCCUGCUGAUGUAUUCCUAUGGAGAAACAAGAAGAUAUCAGCAGGUGCUCUCGGCGUUGCAACAGCACUAUGGAUUCUGUUUGAAUUGCUUGAGUACCACCUUCUCACUUUGGUUUGUCAUGUCUUAAUCCUUGGCCUGGCAAUCUUGUUCUUGUGGUCCAAUGCUACUACAUUCAUCCACAAGAUGCCACCUCACAUUCCUGAAGUAUCGAUACCAGAGAAGCCUGUCUUGGAGUUUGCCUCAGUACUUAGCUCUGAGAUAAAUCAAGGAAUUGCUACACUGAGGGAGAUUGCAUCCGGAAGAGAUCUUAAGAAGUUUCUCUUGGUGGUUGCUGUUUUUUGGGUUUUUUCUAUCGUGGGCAGCUGCUGCAACUUCUUGACCUUAUUUUACAUUGCGUUUGUAUUACUGCACACUGUGCCUGUGCUCUAUGAGAAGUAUGAGGACAAGGUAGACCCAUUUGCUGAGAAGGCAACUAUUGAGAUCAAGAAGCAGUAUGCAGUAUUUGAUGAGAAAGUUUUGAGCAAGAUCCCAAGGGGGCCUUUGAAGGACAAGAAGAAGGUUUAAAUUAUUUAAUCUUCUGUCUCAUACUAGGUCCUUUGCAGUGAUGGGGUAGUUUUUCAAUUUUUUGGUUGAAGUUGCUAAAAUUAUCCAUGAUUAGCAUGAACCCUGUUUUCAUCGCGUUUUUUCUGGUGCUGUUGGGUUCAGAUGUUGAUGAAUCUGGAUUUUUGUCCCUUCAUUUUCGUCAGACAUGCUCAGAAUUGCGUGGAUCUUUGUGCUAGCUAUAAUUGGUUUGUUGAAAUAGUGUUUUUAUGCCGGUUGAUAGUGUGCUGUUUUUUGUGUUGAAUUUUCAACUUUUACCUGUCAUAUUUGUAAGUGAUGUGAUUCUAUCUUAAGAUGUAUGGAAUUAGAGCUCCAUGGGAUGAGCAUAAUAGAGGUUGUUUUUUUUAAA